This is a messenger RNA of Sesamum indicum (sesame), 2104 nucleotides long. NCBI's taxonomy places the organism in Eukaryota, Viridiplantae, Streptophyta, Magnoliopsida, Lamiales, Pedaliaceae. The record is from RefSeq and is a predicted model, not a curated record.
UCUACACGUGGCCUCUGAAGGGGUACUUGUAUUACUAUAAGCUUUUCCACACACAUCUCUCUCUCUCUCUCUCUCUCUCUCUUCUUCUCUUCCCUCCUCAAUCCCAGAAACGAAGGGGUAAAAAUCUGCAGAGAGGGCGUAUUACUCAGCAUACUCUCAGCCCUUGUCAGUUCUUGGCCUGUUUAUGGCGCUUCAAUGCGAUUCCUGGUUUACAAGUUUGCUUUUGUUGAUGAAAAAAAGAGGAAUGACGGAAGAGAUGUCGCCUCCUGCUGCAUGUGAAAUUUCUGAAAUUGCAAACCUCAAGGAGAUCGAACGACGCAAUCGAGAGACAGAAACAGCUAACUUGCUGUCAGAUCGAGGGGUCAUGCUGGAUGAUAAUUCUGGGUCUAGUUGGGGUGCUGGUUAUGAUUGUGCUAGCACUGACAAGAAUGAGCUUACCUCAUCAAUGCUGGGGGGAAGUAAAACACAUGAUAUGUCAGGGAGAAGAGAGAUAACUGAAAAUGGUGUAUUGGUUCAUGAAGUACAGGAAAGUGAAGAAGAUGAAAUUCUCUCAGUUGCUGAAGACCCAAGUAGUUUGGAGUUGUUACCCAUAGAUUCUACUUCAGAUUUAAGUGUGCCUUUAGAUACUACUUCAGACGCCAGCUUACCGAUAGCUGUUGAACUUGAGGGUAGUGAGAAUGGUCAAAUAUUUGCAAAGGUCAUUAGUGUGGAGGAAAGAAGUAUAAAACGGAGAUUAUCUGAGGAUAUCCUAAAGGAGGCUGCUAAACCAAAUGAAGAAUGUUCCAGUGGACCUACAAUAAAGGCAUCCAUAGUUGCUGUGAAGUUAUCCAGUGAAAAGGAUUCCAGUAAAGGUGGUGUUAAGAGUGUCUUUGAACUGGACUGUCUGCCACUAUGGGGAUCAGUGUCUAUAUGUGGGAAUAGGCCGGAGAUGGAAGACGCUGUUAUGGCCGCACCUCAUUUCAUGAAAAUUCCGAUUAAGAUGUUUAUUGGUGACCAUGGUAUAGAUGGGAUAAGUCAGAAGUUGAGUCACCUGACUUCGCAUUUCUUUGGGGUUUAUGACGGUCAUGGUGGAUCUCAGGUAGCAAACUACUGUCGCGAUCGUGUCCAUUUGGUUUUGGAAGAGGAGUUAAAGAAUGUUAAAGAUGUUCUGGUGAAUGGAUGUACCAGAGACACACGACAGGUUCAGUGGGAGAAUGUGUUUACCAGAUGCUUUCUAAAGGUUGAUGACGAAGUUGGGGGAAAAGUGAGCAGAGUCAUAAAUACACAUGUGUCUAGUUGCACCUCUGAACCUGUCGCCCCCGAGACUGUUGGAACGACUGCUGUGGUUGCGGUGGUUUCUUCAUCACAUAUUAUAGUUGCCAACUGUGGAGAUUCACGAGCUGUCCUUUAUCGUGGUAAAGAAGCAAUCGCGCUAUCGGUCGAUCAUAAACCUAACCGAGAGGAUGAGUAUGCUAGGAUUGAGGCAUCUGGCGGCAAGGUCAUACAAUGGAAUGGGCACCGUGUUUUUGGUGUUCUCGCGAUGUCAAGGGCUAUUGGCGAUAGAUACUUAAAGCCAUGGAUCAUACCAGAACCUGAGGUCAUGUUUGUGCCUCGUGCCAGAGAAGACGAGUGCCUUGUUCUGGCCAGUGAUGGCUUAUGGGACAUAAUGACAAACGAAGAAGUUUGUGAGGUGGCUAGAAAAAGAAUCUUACUGUGGCACAAAAGGAAUGCGUCGAACCCAUUGGCAGAUAGGGGCCAAGGAGUUGACCCUGCUGCACAAGCAGCAGCCGAUUACCUCUCAAACCUCGCCCUUCAGAAGGGGAGCAAGGAUAAUAUUUCUAUAAUCGUAGUCGACCUGAAAGCCCAAAGGAAGUUCAAGGUCAAAUCUUGAUAUAGUUUUGUACUCUUAUUGUUACAUAACCAGUCCAUUCAUUUUUCAUAUGGGCUUCAAGUGUGUAAGAGAAUAGUUACCGGUAUGUGACAUAGAAACAAGUGGGAUAAUGAGCUGUGUAAGAAUUUUUGCCAAGAACCGCGGCAACUGUAUUCUAUGUAAAUUUGAUAUAUGUUGCGUUAUCAGUAGAUUUGGAUGAAUAAAUACUCAGACUACACAGCUCUUGUUUGCUUA